This is a messenger RNA of Brachypodium distachyon (stiff brome), 1669 nucleotides long. RefSeq names its product heptahelical transmembrane protein ADIPOR1. The transcript is spliced from 4 exons. Gene Ontology annotation, cellular component: membrane. Gene Ontology annotation, biological process: response to hormone. The coding region runs from base 329 to 1471 and encodes 380 amino acids. The record is from RefSeq and is a predicted model, not a curated record. NCBI's taxonomy places the organism in Eukaryota, Viridiplantae, Streptophyta, Magnoliopsida, Poales, Poaceae. Gene Ontology annotation, molecular function: signaling receptor activity.
AACUCGAAGAGAAUGUACACACAUGAACCACAGGUCUCACAUACAUCCAUCCAUCUCCAUUCCAGCAAGAGGACACCCACACAACACAAACACACAAAUCUCACCAAGAAAAAGAGUAAAGAGUAUCUGCUACAUUUCUUGCCUUUUCUUGCACGUAGCUGGUUAAGCUAGCUACUGCAUACAUGAUACAAGCUCCAGAGUCCAGCCUGCAGCCCUUUUUAACCCCUGCAACAGCAACCAUUUCUCUCUAGCAGCCAUUUCUGCCUCUCUGAUAGCUGUGAACAAUUCUUCAGAGAGUCAUUCCCAGAGAGGACAGGUUUUCAGAGCCAUGGAUCAGGAGAGCUGCGAGAGAGCCGAAGCGGCGGCACUGCCGGAGCCGGAGCCGGAGCCGGAGCCGACGAAGGCGCAGGGAGUAGGCAAGAAGAGGAGGAGCAAGCAGCAGAGAAGGUCAUCGUCAGAGGGAGGAGCUGGGAGCAAGAAGAAGAAUGGGGAGAAGGAGUACAGGCUGGUGAGCUACGAGGAGCUGCCCGAGUACAUGAAGGAGAACGAGUUCAUCCUCAACUACUACCGCUCCGAGUGGCCCGUCCUCAACGCCGCCCUCAGCCUCUUCUCCUGGCACAACGAGACCAUCAACAUCUGGACGCAUCUGGUUGGGUUCAUGGUGUUCUUGGGGCUCACCGUGUGGCACCUCGCCCAGUACUUCCCCCAGGUGGCGCACCUCAUCGGCCACCUCUCAUGGCCAAUCUCCAAGGUUGCAGAGAAUGUCUCCAGCAACAUAGGCGAUGCCAUCUCUGGCGCAGCAUCCUUCAUGCAGGCGAACCCAGGGCUCGCCGAAGCCUUCGCCGGCGCCGGCGUGGGCCCGACGACGCGGUGGCCCUUCUUCGUGUUCCUGGCCGGCGCCAUGUUCUGCCUGCUGAGCAGCUGCGCGUGCCACCUGCUGUCCUGCCACUCCCACCGCCUCAACCUCUUCCUCAUCCGGCUCGACUACACGGGGAUCGCCGUCAUGAUCGUCGUCUCCUUCUUCCCGCCCAUCUACUACAUCUUCCAGUGCGAGCCCCGCUGGCAGCUCGCCUACCUCUCCGCCAUCUCCGUCGCCGGCGCCGGCACCGUCUACGCCCUCAUGUCGCCGCGUCUAAGCGCCGCCAAGUACAGAGCUCACCGUGCAUUGCUAUUCGUCGGCAUGGGGCUGUCCGGGGUGGUGCCCGCGGUGCACGCCGCUGCCGUGAACUGGCAUGAGCCGAGAAGGAACCUCACGCUGGCGUACGAGGGCGCCAUGGCAGCUUCAUACUUGAUUGGCACGGCGUUCUACCUCACCAGGGUGCCGGAGCGGUGGAGGCCAGGGAUGUUCGACCUCGCUGGGCAGAGCCACCAGAUCUUCCACGCGCUAGUCAUUGCCGGCGCGCUCGCACACUAUGGCGCCGCCAUCGUCUUCCUCAGGGUCCGCGACGAGAUGGGCUGCCCUGCCAAGUGAGAAAUUGAAAAUAUUAGUGGCGGGAACAUGUUGCGACAGAGAAAAAACAAGAUGGGUGUCUUUGGUUUGUGAGAUUGAUUAAUUUGUUUGUAGCAGUGAGUAAUGGAUGAUGCAUGGGUUUAAUUAUUAGUGCAGUUUUUACAGCAGGAAUGCAAGCAAGAUAUACAUAUAUAUACAGUGGUGGGUGGAUUAAUGCCA